UCGCAUUCUAUUACUACCGGGCAAUUUAGUGGUCAUUAGCCUCGAUUAUGGAUUUACCAAGAAGACGCAAACUGAAACUAUUACAAAUUGAAUGCUUGUGUCGCAUUUAACAUGGCUGGAAAAGUGAUUUUAUUUAUCAUUCUUUAUGAAAUCUCUUCUGCAAGAGCAGACUGUAACAGUAUACCAUCUAUAGAUAAUACGAAAAAUAAUGCAACCGGAAGUGGACCUUUUGCAGAUGGAACUGUCAUCAGGUUUGAUUGUGAGAUUGGUUUUAACCCAGCUGGAACAAGCCGUGAAUACCGGUGUUCUGGUACACAAUGGGUAGAUGGAAACCUAAGGUGUGAGGAGAUUUUUUGUUCACAUGUUGAAACACCAGAAAAUGGGAAGGUAGUCAAUGUUCCCACUUAUAGGGUGGGAACAACAAUACAGUUUGAAUGCAAUGAAGGUUAUGACAUGGUGGGAUCUAGCAAUAAAAUGCUGUGUCGAAUUGAUGGGAAUUGGCUGCCACUAGAACCACCAGUAUGUAAUAUUAAAAUGUGUGGCGAAUUUGGAUCAAUUCAGUUUGGUGAAACAUUUCAAGAUAAUAGUUAUAUUAUAAGAAAUGGGUAUGGAAGCAUUACUGAAGUAACAUGUGAUGAAGGCUAUAUUAUAAAAGGAUCUCCACAUGUAAAAUGUAGGGCAGAUGGAACUUGGGGCACAAAACCUACCUGCGAGUUAAGCACAUGCCCUCCUUACCCAGGCUUGAGCUCCUCAUGCAUAAGAGAUGCAAAUCCUUUUGGCCCUUACCUUUUCAUUAACUGUAGGGAUGAUGUGCCAGUGACCAAAACAGGACCUGCUCAGGCUGAAUGUAUCAGUGGUGCAUGGGAUUACUUAAACUUGGCUUGCUAUUGCCACUGUAAAGUUGAGGCUGAUUCGCAGACAAUGUCCUUGCAAAAUGUUGUAAAUGGCUACUUGGUGCAUGAUAAAACACUAGAAUGGAGCUGUAAGAACGGUUAUGAGAAAAAAAUGCCGGAUACAUUUCAUUGUUUUGAUGGAAAUUUGAUAAAGCCUGAAUGUAUUAUCAAAUACAAGCCUACAGUCAAACCACCAGUGUCAAACAGUCCAGGUUUACUUACAAUUUUAUUACCAGUUGCCGGUGCAGUAAUAUUAGUUGUAUCAGUGUUAAUAAUAUGUUAUUGUGUGCCGUACUGCAAGAAAAAUUGUUUUUGCAUUGGUAAUUCAGAUGGAAACUGUGAGUUAAACAAAAAUUGUAUUUUAUAUCGUUCUCUCUGUUUCAAAGAAAAAACGAAAUGUGUAAAAUGUGGAAAUGAGAAAGAAAAAUGCCAGUGUGUAAAAAUGGUGGAAGCUAAUGGUGAUGUGGAUGGUGAUGGGGAUGCUGUAUAAGUUUUUCUGCAUGUGAAUUAUCACAAAGGUGAAAUGCAGUAUCACAAAUUUGUACAAGAUUCUUUUAAGUUUGGAAUUUUAAGGUAAGACUAGAUGACUUGUGCAAAAAGGACAGAUGUGUGCAUGUAACUUUUAUGACUGUUCAUGCAAUAAGAGAGGUAUAAUAUGUAACUAUAAUACAUACUUAUUCCCUAUAAGUUAAGUAAUUGGCGUUCAAUAAACAGUAUAAAAGAGUCUGUGAGUCUGUGAACACAGUCCAUGCAAGUACGAAUACAUAAAAACCCCUUGUGUGUUCAAGUUAUAGAAAUACACCAUAUCAUAGCAGGGUUUGGUUUUAUUUCAUAUUUCAGCGAUAAAAUGAAAUAAAAAAUAAAAUUAAAAUAAAACCAGUAUCAGCAUCAGAGUGUCCGUAACUCACACCCUGCUGGAACCGAAAAGUGACUAACACUUGCCCCCAUUAUAGAGCCAGGCCAGCCUGUUCAUCUGUCUGACCAGACUAUACUGUUUGCCAAGCAACUUAAUAUUUUCAUCUUGAAAUUCCCCAAAUUUGAUGUGGACAGAUUCUAAAAAUAGAAGCUGGAUAUGUCCAGCAAGUCAAUGGUUAAGAAUACUGAUCAGCUUUUUUAAUUUAAAUAGUUUAAGAUAUUAAAAAAAAAUUGAAAUGAAGGUAGGAGUUAAAUACAUGUACUAACUCACAUAAGGAAAAAAUAUUAACUUACAUAAGAGAAUAAAUUUUUAAAAAAUGGAUUUUGGUAAUUGAGAUUUGGUUGCCAGGCAAAGAUACUAGUCAUGAAAAUUUAUUAUUUUAAUAAUGACGAAUGUGUACAAAGUGUGGAAGUAGCUGUUGUUAAAAGUUGUGUCAUCUGGAAAAUUACUGUUGAUAAUUUCUUUAUUCAUUUGAUUAGUUCCUUUAUUCAUUUUGAGUAAGGGAUUUUACAGUACAUUUUGAGGGUUGACUGCUGAACCAUUUAGUCCUUCUUUAACAAGGUUCAUACAGUCUUAAAAAGUGCUUAGAUUUGAGCCUCUUUACAAGUGCUUGAAAAUGUAAAAAAGUGCUUAAUUGAAUUGAUUACUCCCUUGAAAAGUGCAUAAAAAGUGCUUAAAUUUACUGCAAAUAUGCUUGAAAAUGAUUGAAUAGUUUACAAAAAACAAAACUAAAAAAAAACCAAAAAACAAUCAAUUUAGUACCAAAUUCAAUGAACAAUUACACUGAUUAAAUUUGCUGGUCAUACUAGAAUAAUUUAGUUGCACUUUACAUGAAAAUAUAUAUACAUGUAUUAAAAUAUCACAUAAUGUACAAUGUAUGUUAUUUAGCAGAAAGAAUAAAGUACCAGAUGUUUUAUGACUGUUUUAAAGUUUCAUUUGUAACUGUUUUAAAGUUUCAUUUGUAACUGGUUUAAAGUUUCAUUUGUAACUGUUUUAAAGUUUCAUUUGUAACUGGUUUCAUUUGUUACUGUUUUAAAGUUUCAUUUGUAACUGAUUCAAAGUUUCAUUUGUAACUGUUUUAAAGUUUCAUUUGUAACUGUUUUAAAGUUUCAUUUGUAACUGGUUUCAUUUGUUACUGUUUUAAAGUUUCAUUUGUAACUGUUUCAAAGUUUCAUUUGUAACUGUUUCAAAGUUUCAUUUGUAACUGUUUUAAAGUUUCAUUUGUAACCGAUGAUUAAGAAACUUUAAAACAGUCAUGUUUGAUAAAUGGGAAAAUGUGAUUAAAAAGUGCUUGAAUGUGAGCAUUGGAUGUCUGUACGAACCCUGUUUAUUUUUAGCUCACCUGAGCAUAUGCUCAGGGUGAGCUAUUAGGAUCACUCUUCGUCCGUCGUCUGUCGUACAUCGUCCGUCGUCCGUUGUCUGUUCACACUUUUAAAACGAUAUCUCCUCUGAAACCAUAAGGCAGAUCUUAAUGAAACUUUACAGGGAUGUUCCUUGUGUGAAGCCUUAACAAAGUUGUUCAAAGAAUUCCAUUCCAUGCAGAACUCUGGUUGCCAUGGCAACCAAAAGAAAAAACUUUAAAUAUCUUCUUCUAAAAAACCCAAAGAGCUAGAGCUUAGAUAUUUAGCAUGAAACAUCUUCUAGUGAGUGUCUACCAAGUUUGUUCAAAUAAAAGCCCUGGGGUCAAAAUUCGCCCCGCCCCAUGGGGUCAUUGAUUUUCCCUAUAUGCAUAUAGUAAAAACUUAAAAAAUCUUCUUUUAAAGAACCCAAAGAGCUAGAGCUAAGAUAUUUGGCAUGAAACAUGUUCUAAUGGGUGUCUACAAAGUUUGUUCAAAUAAAAGCCCUAGGGUCAAAAUUGGACCUGCCCCGGGGGUCAUUGAUUUUCCUUAUAUGUGUAUAGUAAAAACUUAAAAAAUCUUCUUUGAAAAAACCCAAAUAGCUAGAGUUUAGAUAUUAAGCAUGAAACAUCUUCUAGUGAGUGUCUACCAAGUUUGAUCAAAUAAAAUCCCUGGGGUCAAAAUUUGCCCCGCCCCAGGGGGUCUUUGAUUUUCCCUAUAUGCAGAUAGUAAAAACUUAAAAAUCUUCUUUUAAAGAACCCAAAGAGAUAGAGCUAAGAUAUUUAGCAUGAAACAUCUUCUAAUGAGUGUCUACCAAGUUUGUUCAAAUUAAAGCCCUGGGGUCAAAAUUGGCCCCGCCCCAGGGGGUCAUUGAUUUUCCCUAUAUGCAUAUAGUAAAAACUUAAAAAAUCUUCUUUUAAAGAACUCAAAGAGCUAGAGCUAAGAUCUUUAGCAUGAAACAUGUUCUAAUGGGUGUCUACCAAGUUUGUUCAAAUAAAAGUCCUGGGGUCAAAAUUGGCCCCGCCCCGUGGGUCAUUGAUUUUCCUUAUAUGUGUAUAGCAAAAACUUGAAAAAUCUUCUUUGAAAAAAAACCAAAUAGCUAGAGCUUAGAUAUCAAGCAUGAAACAUCUUCUAGUGAGUGCCUACCAAGUUUGUUCAAAUAAAAGCCCUGGGGUCAAAAUUCGCCCCGCCCCAGGAGGUCAUUGAUUUUCCCUAUAUGCAUAUAGUAAAAACUUAAAAAAAUUUCUUUUAAAGAAUGCAAAGAGCUAGAGCUAAGAUAUUUAGCAUGAAACAUGUUCUAAUGGAUGUCUACCAAGUUCGUUCAAAUAAGAGCCCUUGGGUCAAAAUUGGCCCCGCCCCGGGGGUCAUUCAUUUUCCUUAUAUGUUUUUAACAAAAACUUAAAAGAUCUUUUUUGAAAAAAAACAAAACAAAUAGCUACAGUUUAGAUACUAAGCAUGAACCAUCUUCUAGUGAGUGUCUACCAAGUUUGUUCAAAUAAAAGCCCUGGGGUCAAAAUUGGCCCCACCCCGGGGGUCAUUCAUUUUCCUUAUAUGUGUAUGACAAAAACUUUAAAAUCUUCUUUGAAAAAACUCAAAUAGCUAGAGUUUAGAAAUUAAGCACGAAGCAUCUUCUAGUGAGUGUCUACAAAGUUUGUUUAAAUAAGUCCUGGGGUCAAAAUUGGCCCCAGCCCGGGGGUCAUUGAUUUUCCUUAUAUGUGUUUGACAAAAACUUUAAAAUCUUCUUUGAAAAAACUCAAAUAGCUAGAGUUUAGAUAUUAAGCAUGAAACAUGUUCUAGUGAGUGUCUACCAAGUUUGUUCAAAUAAAAGCCCUGGGGUCAAAAUUUGCCCCGCCCCAGGGGGUCAUUGAUUUUCCCUAUAUGCAUAUAGUAAAAACUUAAAAAAAAUUCUUUUAAAGAAUGCAAGAGCUAGAGCUAAGAUAUUUAGCAUGAAGCAUGUUCUAAUGGAUGUCUACCAAGUUUGUUCAAAUAAGAGCCCUUGGGUCAAAAUUGGCCCCACCCCGGGGUCAUUCAUUUUCCUUAUAUGUUUUUAACAAAAACUUAAAAGAUCUUUUUUGAAAAAAAAAACAAAUAGCUACAGUUUAGAUACUAAGCAUGAAACAUCUUCUAGUGAGUGUCUACCAAGUUUGUUCAAAUAAAAGUCCUGGGGUCAAAAUUGGCCCCACCCCGGGGGUCAUUCAUUUUCCUUAUAUGUGUAUGACAAAAACUUUAAAAUCUUCUUUGAAAAAACUCAAAUAGCUAGAGUUUAGAUAUUAAGCACGAAGCAUCUUCUAGUGAGUGUCUACAAAGUUUGUUUAAAUAAAAGCCCUGGGGUCAAAAUUGGCCCCGUCACAGGGGACAUUGAUUUUCCUUAUACGUGUAUAGCAAAAACUUAAAAAUCUUCUUUGAAAAAACCUUAAUAGCUAGAGUUCAGAUAUUAAGCAUGAAACAUUGUCUAGUAAGUGUCUACAAUGAUUGUUCAAAUAAAAUCCCUGGGGUCAAAACUGGCCCUGCCCCAGGUGUGUCAUUGUUUUUAACUAUAUGUGUAAAGCAAAAAACUUGAAAAAAAUCUUCUUUAAAAAAACCCAACAAGCUAGACCGUAGAUGUUUAGCAUGAAACAUCUUCAAAUGGGUGUCUACCAAGUUUGUUGAAAUAAAAGCCCUGGGGUUUAAACUGGCCCUGCUCCAGGGGCCUAUAUACAGGUGAGCGACUUUAGGGCCAUCAUGGCCCUCUUGUAUAUACAUUACUGCAGUUUUGCAGUCGACCCUCAAUGAAGUUGAUAUUUUAAAUAUAAAAGAUACAUUGUUAUACAUUGUAUAAUGUAUAAAUGAAAGAACUUUUAAUUGUGCUAUGUGUAUAUUCCUUGCUUUACUCUCCUAGAAAAAAGACCUGAAUGGUAUUGUUACUUUGUUUACAUUUAAAUGUUUUACAAUUUACAAAUAUUUUUGAGAAAAAAGAUAAAGACAAUUGAAGUUUAUUCAUAAAAAGGCUUUUCUUUUGCAUUGCCUGCUUUUGUCAGUGAUACAUUUUUAAAAGGGAAGAAAAUAGUCUGACCUUUGAAAGCAUAAUCAUAAUUUCUUUUUUUUUCAAUAGAUCAAAGAAACGAUAAAAACUUAAAAGGGAGGGCAUUCCACAAAAUGAAACAGUAAUUUCUUUUUAUAUAUCACUGGUUUAUAUUUGAAAUAUUGGUUAUUAAAUAUGCCUUACUUUUGAAAGCGAUAUUUAUUCAUAAAUAAUAAUUGGUAGUAAAACUCUGAAUCAUGUUUCAUCAUAAAAUUAAAGAUUUGUAUUUGUAUUGACUAGGUUAAACAUGUUUUAUACACACAUAAUAAUUAUGUAUUCUUGUGUCUUAGUUUUGUACAUGUCACAUAACAUAGUAUAAAGUUUGAUUAUAUGUGUAAUAUUCAGUAUAUGUAUAAAUCAUGAAAAGAAAAUUAUUCAAGUAAGAUAUAAAUUAUUACAUGUGUUUAGAUGUUACAUGCAUUCUAAUAGUUAUGCUAUGUAAAACAUACCAAUUUGUCAUUUAAUAGUUAUUUUGGCAAAUAAGCAUCUGUAUCAAGCAAUACCUGUGCUAGUUACUGUAGAAAUAAAUUAGUGUGGUGUUCCUUUGUACACAUAAAAUGCCACUGUAAAUACUAGAAUAAAUCUUCAAAAAACUGUCAGAGAUUUUUUGACCUUUAACCUGCUGAAUUUAUGUAAUGGAUAAUUGGAUAUGUCCCGCUUUCAGUUUGGAACAGUCCAUUUUGAUCUCUUGCAGUACACUUUUCUUUUCCAAAUUCAAAGUUGAAGGAAUUUGUAAUGCAAAACCUAGUGAGAAAUGGGUCAAAUUACUAAUAAAAUGAUCAAUGCAUGUAAAUGUUGCAUAAACAUAAUGUCUUUGUCUACCUGUUUCUAUAAGACCCCAUCAAAAUAAUUGCCAAGUUACCAAAUAUUUACUGCAAAAUUGAUUCAGGCUCUUUAAGCAGACUUUCUUGACUUUUAUUCAAAACACAGAAGAAAAGUUCGCACACCUUCGAAAAUGUUUUUAAUCUGGUUACCAGUAAUUAAAUUUAUCUCCUGAAUCUAAAAUACAUGUAGCUCUGAAUACCCCCAUUGCUUUAUUUAUUUGUGCACUUGCAGGUUGUUUGAACCCAGUUAAUGUCUUAAUCUGACAUGAACAUACCGGUGGAAUUUUCUUAUUAAAAAUACCUUAAUCAGUGAAUUUUUAAAUUUUGUUCUCUAGGUAUAUCUUUAUAUCUUGUAAUAAAUUUCUUCAGUUGUGGAACAACAGUAGUGCUGUUUUCAAGGAAUUUGUGAAGGAUUUUAUGAUAAGAAACAUUAAAGGGUGCAUUUUGUAUAUUAUCUUUCAAGGAAUUUGUGAAGGAUUUUAUGAUAAGAAACAAGGGUGCAUUUUGUAUAUUAUCACGCCUGUAUUUGAUACAGGCAUUGUGUUAUUUUGUAAAUAAUAUUGCAAGUCUGUUUUUAUAGUUGUUGUUCUUUGUUAAAAAAGAAACAGUCAUUUUGACUAAAAAUUAAGUUUUCAUUGCACUUUCAUUUAAUUGUAUCUGAAGUCAGUUUCGAUAUAACUUAUAUCUGAUAAUCUCCACAGUUAUAAAAAAAAAGAAA
This is a messenger RNA of Ruditapes philippinarum (Manila clam), 7749 nucleotides long. RefSeq names its product sushi, von Willebrand factor type A, EGF and pentraxin domain-containing protein 1-like. The record is from RefSeq and is a predicted model, not a curated record. The coding region runs from base 112 to 1383 and encodes 423 amino acids. NCBI's taxonomy places the organism in Eukaryota, Metazoa, Mollusca, Bivalvia, Venerida, Veneridae. The transcript has 2 exons.